UGCGUGGGAUCACAUCAUGUCUGAAGUACAGGGAACACUGGAGUUUUCUGUGGAGUUGCACAAGUUUCACAACGUGGAUCUCUUUCAAAGAGGGUUCUACCAGGUACGCGCCGGAGUGAAGGUCUCCCCCCGAGUGCCCCACAGGGUGAUAGUGACAACGCAAGACAACACAGGAGGAUGCAGCGCCGGCUCCACGGCGGUCCACGACGGCACCGCGCUCAGCCGCACAUUUCAGAUCCUCUACAGGAACGAGGAGAUCACCGUGAACGACUGGUUGAUCUUCAAGGUCCACCUGCUGUUAGACGGAGAGCGGGUGGAGGAAGCCCUGAGCGAGGUGGACUUCCAGCUGAAGCUGGACCUUCAUUUCACCGACAACGAGCAACAGCUGGCCGAGAUAGCCACCGUCCCGUUGAUCAGCAGCCGGACCCUCAGCCUCCACUUCCACCCGCGCCGAGGCCUCCACCACCACGUCCCCGUGAUGUUCGACUACUUCCACCUGUCCGUCAUCUCGGUGUCCGUGCACGCCUCACUGGUCGCCUUACACCAGCCGCUGAUCAGCUUUGCGCGUACAGGGAAGGGCUCCUGGCUGGGGAAGGGCUCGCCGGAGAGCCCCAGCGACCCAUCUGCCAUGUCGGUGGAGAACCUGGUGUUCGGAGCCGGCUACUGCAAGCCGGUGGUCUCUGAGGGGAGCUUUUAUCUGCCCAGUGAGAACUGCCUGCAGAGAGCUCACACGUGGCACCGGCGGCUGUGUCGCCUCCUGCUGGUCGCUCACAGAGGGCUGCACACCUACCACUCGGCCCUGAGGAGGGAGAUCCCUCAGCUGCAGCAGACGCCGCUGGCCUCAGAGGCGCUGCCUGUGGACGAAACUCUGAAUCAGCUCACAACAGAGUUACAGCGACAGGAGGGCCAUGAGAGCGUGGCGGAGCAGAUCAGCAGGGACGUGAGCCAGCUCUGCUCCCAGCUGGCUUCUCUGUGGAGCCACUUCCUGGAGGCCGCUGUUCUCAACCCUCACAUCCUCUCCUACCUGGCCCAGGAGCACCACACACUCAGGGUGCGGAGGUUUUCAGAGGCGUACUUCUUCACCGAACACCAUAAGGAAAUAUCUUUGACUUUUCAAGAAGAACUAAUCAACAGACAUGGCCAGAUAGCUGCGGAAGUGCGGAGCUCAGACUACCUGACCAAGAUGCCUCCUUUACCUGUUGAGUGCCUGGACAUCGAUGGAGACUGGAACAGCCUGCCCAUCAUCUUUGAGGACAGAUAUGUGGAGUCCCCUCAAACAGAUGUGAUAUCACACGUGCCAACCACUGAUCGGCAGACCAAGUCAGAUCCUGCUGUGUCGCAUGUGAACGGGAUUUUUGAGAGCUGCCAGGGAGCCAGAUCACCAGCAAAUCACCACAACCCUUUGGACAGUGAUGAUUACAUGGACCUACCCACAUAUGGCUCACUCACGGCAGAGCAGAGUCAGACCAGUAGCACCAUGGGAACCCGGAGCAUCAUUGGCACCGGGGACAUUGCUGAACCCUCUCGAGCAGAGGCAGAGCACUCGGAAGAACCAGGGGAAAAACAAGGCGGGAUUCAAGACAUCGCCGAUCAGCCUUGUGAUGUGGAUCCUUACAGAGAAGAAACAGUCCUGGUUCUAUCCUCAAACCACAAUCUACUCACUGACUCUAACAACAGCAGUGAUGAGUCUCCUGCUCGUCAUCUACCCGAAAAUACCAUCCGCCUUUGUGAUGCCAUAAAGGACAGCAAUGCAACGGAGAGUGAAAACAACGAGGAGGAGUCCGAUGUUGCGAUGCCAUUAAAUCCCUCCGUGGAUGAUGAGAUCGAGGAUUCUCCCGUCGUCCCUCCCCACGCGCAUCCAGCCACACCUCCUUUUCCCGGUGAUCUCAGAAGAGAGGUGACCCAACGGGGAGGCCUGGUCGGCUCGAAGCUCAUGAAGCGCUCGUCCUCAGUCAUUUCGGACUCGGGCAUUGAGAGCGAGCCCAGCUCGGUGGCCUGGCCCCUGGAGGCCCCGCUGCGAGGCCGACCGCCUCUAGACUUCUCCAGCGAACGGGAGAUCCCGCAGCAAGUAGCGCGUCGCCACCCGGUCCAUCGCAGCUCUCUGGAAGGCCUGCAGAUGGAGAGCAAUGGCAGUGCAGGCAUACAGGCUUCGCUCACUUCUAUUAGCUCGCUGCCCUACGAGGAAGACCAGCAGCAGAGGAAGCUCAGUAAACUGACAAAGUCCGUUUCGGCACCGCAGAUAAGCAGCCCUGAAGACAUAGAGGAGGACCGUGUGCUCCGAAACCCGGAAACGGAUGGUGUGGUGCAACACCAGGAUUCAAUGAAGAUCAACGGCUCAAAACAACCUGAAUCGUCUUUGUUAGACCCGAAUUCAACGCCAAACCUUGGCCAUAUCCUCAAAGCGAAUAUUAGCUCCGAACCGUUAAACUCACCUCAAAACCUGUCAAAGACAUACAGCAUUGAGUCAGGGUUAAAUGGUGCGUCUGAAGUGCUGCUUCUACAAGAGUCUGUAGAGAGCCCUCGUGUGAAGGUAAGCACUGUUAUUGGCAGCCAGCGGGAGAAUCAAACACACAUCAGUGGAUCAGGCACCUCAGAGGAGGAUGUGCAUCUCCUUGAAACAGAAGUGGUGCCUUGCAGCUGUGGAAACACACCAUGUGUGCAUAAAAGUGCAAACGCACAGGAGGGAAUCAACACUGUAAAUGAUUGCCAAAGUUUCCAUCAGACUGAAGUGGUUAGUGUUGAGGGCAAGAAGUGUCUGGAUCACUCCCCGUCACCUCCAGUGCUUCAAUACACCAGUGACCUCCCCAGCAUUACCAUCAAACAGAGGCCGAGCAAUCUCACAGGGCUGAUUGCCAAUGAUAUCGCAUCGCCCGUUGAGAAGGAGCCUUUGGACUGCCAGGCUAAGCCCUCCAAGAUCCCCAACUCAGGGCUGGCCUUCGUCAAUAAAAAGAUGGUGGAGGUGGUGAAUAUGUCCGUCUCCUGUGCCCCGACCUGCCUGCCAUUUUCUUCAGCGCUAAGAGAGUCUCCCUCCGUCAGCGGAAUGUCCGCUCGCCAGGCCACCUCGCCGAUCACCCAUCAGCCCCUGGGCUCCUUCGGUAUCAUCACCUCGUCUUCACUCAAUCCUCUGAGUAUGGACGACGAGACUAACGAACGGAUGCUAAAUUUCUACAAAGCCAAAGACGAGCUGCUCAAAGAGUGGAGUUUUCAGGCCAGCCUUUACUGCGACCUCCCUGUCCUGGCCUCGGAUCUGCCCUACUUCCCCCCCGAGGAGAACGACGAAGAGUUUGAUGACGGCAUUCACCUUGUGGUGUGUGUACACGGGCUUGAUGGAAACAGCGCAGACCUUCGGCUGGUGAAGACUUUUAUUGAGUUGGGACUGCCAGGGUCGAGACUCGACUUCCUGAUGUCGGAAAGGAACCAGGCCGACACGUUUGCGGAUUUCGACACCAUGACGGACAGGUUGCUGGAUGAAAUCAUUCAGCACAUCCAGCUGUACAACCUCACCGUAGGGCGGAUAAGCUUCAUCGGCCACUCCCUCGGGAACAUCAUCAUCCGCUCCGUGCUGACGAGGCCCCGCUUCCGCUGCUAUUUACCCAAGCUGCACACUUUCCUCUCGCUGUCGGGCCCCCACUUGGGAACGCUGUACAACAGCAGCACACUGGUCAGCACAGGUCUGUGGUUGAUGCAGAAGCUGAAGAAAUCCGGAUCCUUGCUGCAGCUCACCUUCAGAGACCAAGUGGAUCCACGGAAAACCUUCCUCUAUCUCCUGAGUCAGAAACAAGGGCUCCAGUUCUUCAAGAACGUGGUGUUGGUGGCGUCUCCACAGGACCGAUACGUUCCCUUCCACUCUGCCAGAAUAGAGAUGUGCAAAACCGCCCUCAAAGACAGGACCACAGGGCCCGUUUACACCGAGAUGAUCAAGAACCUUCUGCGGCCUCUCGUGGAGGCCAAAGAGUGCCGCCUCAUCCGCCAGAACGUGUUCCACGCUUUGCCCAACACGGCCAACACCUUGAUCGGGCGCGCGGCCCACAUCGCCGUCUUGGACUCUGAGCUUUUCCUGGAGAAGUUCUUCCUGGUGGCAGGGCUCAACUACUUCAAGUGAAGGUGC
Messenger RNA from Pungitius pungitius (ninespine stickleback), 4108 nucleotides. It is a transcript of the gene fam135b, whose product is annotated as family with sequence similarity 135 member B. The transcript is spliced from 19 exons. Lineage: Eukaryota; Metazoa; Chordata; Actinopteri; Perciformes; Gasterosteidae. The coding region runs from base 17 to 4102 and encodes 1361 amino acids. The record is from RefSeq and is a predicted model, not a curated record.